Messenger RNA from Diospyros lotus (date-plum), 4999 nucleotides. RefSeq names its product pentatricopeptide repeat-containing protein At2g35030, mitochondrial. Gene Ontology annotation, biological process: RNA modification. Bases 2894 to 4834 code for a protein of 646 amino acids. Gene Ontology annotation, molecular function: RNA binding; protein binding. Lineage: Eukaryota; Viridiplantae; Streptophyta; Magnoliopsida; Ericales; Ebenaceae. The record is from RefSeq and is a predicted model, not a curated record. The transcript has a single exon.
GUGUUGUUGUAACAUUUGUAUUAGAUUAGAUUAAAUGUAAUCAUGUAUUUUUUGUAUUGCUGCAUAUCUUUAAUUCCUGAUUUAGUGUUAGAUUUAAUUGUUCUUCUAGAAGGUCUGUUUCUAGAAGAAGGCUGCCAGCUUUAUGUGUUAGUUAUUCGGUUAGGCUGUUAGUUAGUUUUAUUCCUUGUGCUCAACCACCCCCUAUACCCUAUAAAUAGGGGUCGUGGAUAGGUUUGUAAGUGAGAGAGUCUUAGUGUGCCAGAAAUCGUGAAGGACUGUUUUCAGUUUUACUGUCUUAAGUUGGGUUUGAGUGCGAGAGGUUGGGAGUGGCUGGUUCUAGCUUGUAUUUCCUAUAAUCCCUAUAGCUUUCAGUGUAUAUGGGCGGGAGGGAUUAAGCUCUCAUUGUAAUCAUCCUUGGUGACUUCAAGAUAGUGGAUUUCAGUGGCUCCUAAGCAGUCUGGAUGUAGGUCUUGGAUUUCAAGACCGAACCAGGAUAAAUCUUGCUGUUGUCUCGUGUGGUUGUGUUGUUCUCUUUUCUGUUCUUUGUUAUCAAUAUAUUCUUGUAGUAGGAAGCUGGUUGGGUUGAGAGAAUAGAGUGGAAAGCUGUGAGAUACUCUAACACUAGUGUUCAAAGUUUUGCUUGCCUAUUCCAAUCCAUGUUUGAGGGGAUUUAACUCUUUGAAGAAUCAAGUAUGCACACUAAAAUAAAUGCAUGUGUACUAGACACUUAUCAGACAAUUUUUGUUAAAAAACACAUCAAACUAAGUCUCAUUCUUGGCACAUAGUGCGUCCAGAUGGUGUUUAACUCUGUGGGCACGCUGAAAUCUUCCAGGCACAUCUGACAGCAUGCCCAAUGGUGAUGCUUUGUUUGAAACUUGAAAGUGCAUCGAGUUGAAAGUUGAAAGUCAAACUUCUUGCCUUUUUCUUUGUAUGUGUGUGUGUGUUUAUUUGGUUCCUAGUAAAGGUUGGUUGUUGGUUGGUGUUUUUGGGUUGUGCAUUUUCCUAUUUUUGAUGAUGAAUUUAUUUACUAUUGAAUUGGAACUCCUUAAAUUUGUAAAGGGCAAGCAUAGCUUGACUUUUUUUUCAAAAUUAAAACUCCACACUCACACACAAAAUCAAACUAAAACUCCCUCUAAAUAAUUUCCCAAAAUAAAGCUCCCCUUGCCACUACACAUCAUCAAAGCUUGAGAGAACCCUGAGGAAAAACCGCUGGCUGAGCCAGGCCAGCAGUUUCAGAGGAGAAUUGCUGGUCAAGUAAGCAGUUCCUUACAGCGUGGGAACCGGAACAUGCAGCGAUUCCUCUUUUAUUUGGGAUAAAACCACUGUCUGAGUGACAAGAUUAUAAAAAAGACUUCUGCUUGGUGAAAUUAUAUGGAAGAAGCAUGAAGGAUCAGGUUUCUAUGAUGUAUCAUUUGCUAGUUUUUUGCUACAAUGAGCUGUUGAUGGUAUAUAGGAAUAGUGGGACAGCUGUAAAUGCUUCUGCUUGGUGAUCUAGUUUCAAAUAUCCCUCAUUCUCUAGGGUCAGAGUGUACAGUUUAGAUCUCCUUCCCAUCAUUUCUUUCAACUGCUCUGAGUAAUUGAAUCUGCACGGCAUUAUUCCUCAUCUACUUGCCAUGAAUUUGAUUGUCUACAUUACUACAAUAGCUACCUCUUGACAUAGCUAGUUGUUAUUCAGAUGUUAUUCCUAUGCCUUCUAGUUUGAGAAGGCAACAAAUGUAACUUCCUUAAUGCUUGCCUAAGCAAAAGAACUUGAUAUGAUUUGUGCACCUGUACUUAUUAUGGCAUAAUAACAGUAGUAACAAAAGAAAGUAAUUCAUGCAGCUGUUCGAGCCAGGUGACUCCUACUCAGGUCAGGUUUUAUAAGGGCAGAUUUAUAUGUGAGUUGUCUUGAGCUGAAAUUUAAAUUUUGAAGGGCAACUCACAAUGAAAUUUAAAUUUUGAGGGUAAAUUUUUAGCCCAACUUCAAUCUAGUCCACCCUAAUUUCAAUCCAGCCCAGUCCAAUUUUUUCCAUCCCACCCCUACCUAAAUUCUUAGAUCCGCCCCCGGGGUUUUGUCGUGAUUCAGAUUAAGCUCUUUAUGCUUGGUUUUGUAUUCCCCACUCUGCUAUAAUUGAGAUGUUUGAAUUUUUAUGUUAAACCAAUGAAAAAAUCAUCCCAGAAUGCUUCUUUCUGAUAGUUGCUGUCAGCUUGUUGGCUAAUAUUACAUUUAAGAGCAAUCAGACAGUGACCCUGAAAUGAGAUUAGGCGCCUGUUUGUUUGAGGUUGCAAUUCUGCUUGUUUUCUUUCUUUUGGCUUUCAUUUUUGAUGAUUGAAGGGGCUACUGGAAGAUGACAAAUCUUCUAUUUAUCUCUUGCCAUUUUGGUAUUUUUUCGAACCAUUCAGCUACAGAGGCUGCUAAGUAGAAAGAUUCCAGAGGACUGUAAUAAACAAUUAUAAUAUUUUAGACAAGAAGUCAAGUAUCUCCCAAAUCAAGCCAAAAGACACAAGAGUCCUGAGUGAGAAGAAGAUUGAAAAAGUCAUACCACAUGAUUUCAGGUAUUUUAGUCGCUAUUGAAAUUUAGAAAAAUGUUGUAUUAUAAAUAAGUUUAAUAGAUAGUUUUUAUAAAUUAAUUAAUUUAAUAUAAAUAAAUCUAUAAUAAUUUUAUUAUAGUCUUAUCUAAGAUUAAUAAUAAAUUUAAUUAUUAUUAUUAAUUUUGAGUAAAUUUAUUAUAAAUUUAGAUAAAAAUUAUUAUGAACAUUGUGGAACUUCUUCUUGGCGCAUUUGAGGUGCAGCCGCCGCCGGCUCCUUAUUCCGAACGCUAACUCCGGCCGAUGACAUCGCUGUCAGUGCCCAUAAUAUUCAGAACUUGCUUCGCUGCUCUGAUGUUGGCUUCCGAUUCAACCCGUAGCCAGAAUGGUGGCAUGUUUUAGGUUCUCCAUAGCUCUGAAACACGGUGGAGAUCCUAUCAUGUAUUCCCUUUUGGGGUCUGUUCGAACGCUUGCACCUAUGGUGCUCAGUAUUAAGCUUCAAUAUCAACCCCAAUCCUAUCUAUAUCACACGGUAAAUCAAUUAACAGCUGCUGAAUUAUCUCUUCAAAAUGUGGAACAGUCGAAUCGGAUGAUCACGAAGCUAAGCAGAGAGGGUCAAAUUACCGAAGCACGCUGGCUGUUUGAUAAAAUGUCUGACCCAGAUGUGAUUGCAUGGACUAGCGUCAUCUCGGCUUAUAUAAAUCGCGGAAUGAUUCGGGAAGCGAGGAAAUUGUUUGAUAGGGCGGAUGCUAAGAAAAAUGUGGUCACUUGGACUGCCAUGGUUAGUGGUUGCAUUCGGACGAAUCAGAUUUCGGAGGCAGAGAAGUUGUUCGAUAAAAUGCCUCAGAAGAAUGUGGUUUCUUGGAACACUAUGAUCGAGGGAUAUGUGAGAAAUGGUCGGAUUGAUUCAGCUUUGAAUCUGUUUGAGAAAAUGCCUGACAGGAAUGUGGUUUCUUGGAAUACCAUGAUAACUGGAUUGGGUCAGUGUGGGAGAAUUGAAGAGGCUAGGAAGCUAUUUGAUUGUAUGCCUGAAAGGGAUGUCAUUUCUUGGACUUCUAUGAUUGCCGGUUUGUCGAAGAAUGGGAGGAUUGAUGAAGCCCGGAUGCUUUUCAACACAAUGCCCCACAAAAAUGUGAUAUCGUGGAAUGCUAUGAUCACGGGAUAUGCUCAGAAUUCAAGGUUGGAAGAAGCUCGUGAUUUGUUUGAGAGGAUGCCAGAGAAGGACACUGCUUCAUGGAAUGCGAUGAUCACAGGGUUUAUCCAGAAUGGGAAUUUAAGGAGGGCGCAGAAGUUGUUCGAUGACAUGCCUGGUAAGAAUGUCAUCUCUUGGACAUCCAUGAUUACGGGGUAUGUCCAAGACGGUCGAAGUGAAGAGGCGCUAAGAAUGUUCUUGAGGAUGCAGGGGGCUGGCGGUGUGAAACCAAACGGGGGAACUUUUGCGACCGUUUUGACUGCUUGCAGCGAUCUAGCUGGUCUCAGUGAGGGAGAGCAAAUUCAUCAGGUAAUUUGCAAGACACAACAUCAAAGUAGUUCGGUUGUGACAUCGGCACUUAUCAACAUGUACUCCAAGUGUGGGGUGUUGGAUAUCGCUAGGAAAAUGUUUGACGACAGGCUUGCAAGCGAGAGAGAUUUGAUCUCAUGGAACGGAAUGAUCGCGGCUUAUGCUCACCAUGGAUGUGGUAGUGAGGCGAUCGGCUUGUUCGAAGAACUGAAGAACUUAGGAAUCAAACCUAACGAUGUUACAUAUGUGGGGUUGCUCGCAGCAUGCAGCCAUGCCGGGUUGGUGGAGGAGGGAUUAAAGUACUUUGCCGAGCUCAUAAGAGACGGCUCCCUGCAAGUUCGGGAAGAUCACUAUGCUUGCCUGGUUGACAUCUGUGGUCGGGCGGGAAGACUGGAGGAGGCUUUCAAUGUGAUUCAAUGCCUCCAAGUCGAGCCUCCUGCAUGUGUUUGGGGGGCGUUUCUUGCGGCGUGUAAUGUUCAUGGAAACACGAGGAUGGGAAAGCUGGCUGCAGAGAGGCUUCUGAGGGCGGACCCAGAAGAUGCAGGGACUUACACGUUGAUGUCAAAUAUAUAUGCCGCGAGAGGGAAAUGGAGAGAAGCUGCAAAAUUUAGGUUGAAGAUGAAGGAGAAGGGGCUGAAGAAGCAGCCAGGUUGUAGCUGGAUUGAUGUUGGGAAUAGGGUUCAUGUGUUUGUAGUUGGCGAUAAAUCUCAGACCGAAGCUAAUCUUAUUUAUUCUUUACUUAAUGGACUGCAUACGAAAAUGAAGAAGGCGGGCUACAUAUCAAAGGAUGAUUCUCUAAUGGAAGAGGAUUUUUUGGUAACUUAAAAAAAAGUGUUUAUAGUACAGCCCAGAACGGUUUGGAGUGUCAAAAAUGCUCGUGUAUGAUGAGUGGAUUGGAUUAGCCUUCCGGGGGAUUAUAUUUACCACAGAACCCUUGAUGCUAAUGUAAUAAAUAGCAAUACAGUUGAUGUCAGUUUUGCAUUUUUCUGA